Molecule: messenger RNA, 1305 nt
Organism: Electrophorus electricus (electric eel)
Lineage: Eukaryota; Metazoa; Chordata; Actinopteri; Gymnotiformes; Gymnotidae
Source: RefSeq, a predicted model, not a curated record
GAGAGAGAGAACGAGAGAGAGAGAGAACGAGAGAGAAAGAGAGAAAGAGAAAGAGAGAGAGAGAACGAGAGAGAAAGAGAGAAAGAGAGAGAGAGAGAGAGAAAGAGAGAGAGAGAACACGAAUGAGAGAGAGAACGAGAGAGAGAGAACGAGAGAGAGAGAACGAGAGAGAGAGAGAGAGAGAGAACGAGAGAGAGAGAACGAGAGAGAAAGAGAGAAAGAGAAAGAGAGAGAGAACGAGAGAGAAAGAGAGAAAGAGAAAGAGAGAGAGAACGAGAGAGAAAGAGAGAAAGAGAGAGAACGAGAGAGAAAGAGAGAAAGAGAGAGAGAGAGAACGAGAGAGAAAGAGAGAACGAGAGAGAGAGAGAACGAGAGAGAGAGAACGAGAGAGAGAGAACGAGAGAGAGAGAGAGAGAGAGAGAACGAGAGAGAGAGAGAACGAGAGAGAGAGAACGAGAGAGAACGAGAGAGAACGAGAGAGAACGAGAGAGAACGAGAGAGAGAGAGAACGAGAGAGAGAGAGAGAGAGAGAACGAGAGAGAGAGAGAACGAGAGAGAGAGAACGAGAGAGAACGAGAGAGAGAGAGAACGAGAGAGAGAGAGAACGAGAGAGAACGAGAGAGAGAACGAGAGAGAACGAGAGAGAACGAGAGAGAGAGAACGAGAGAGAACGAGAGAGAGAGAGAACGAGAGAGAGAGAGAGAGAGAGAACGAGAGAGAGAGAGAACGAGAGAACGAGAGAGAGAGAGAACGAGAGAGAGAGAGAGAGAGAACGAGAGAGAGAGAGAGAACGAGAGAGAGAGAGAGAACGAGGAGAGAGAACGAGAGAGAGAGAGAGAGAGAGAGAACGAGAGAGAGAGAACGAGAGAGAGAGAGAGAGAGAACGAGAGAGAGAGAACGAGAGAGAGAGAGAACGAGAGAGAACGAGAGAGAGAACGAGAGAGAACGAGAGAGAACGAGAGAGAGAGAGAACGAGAGAGAGAGAGAGAGAGAGAACGAGAGAGAGAGAGAACGAGAGAGAGAGAACGAGAGAGAACGAGAGAGAGAGAGAACGAGAGAGAGAGAGAACGAGAGAGAACGAGAGAGAGAACGAGAGAGAACGAGAGAACGAGAGAGAGAGAACGAGAGAGAACGAGAGAGAGAGAGAACGAGAGAGAGAGAGAGAGAGAGAACGAGAGAGAGAGAGAACGAGAGAACGAGAGAGAGAGAGAACGAGAGAGAGAGAGAGAGAGAGAACGAGAGAGAGAGAGAGAACGAGAGAGAGAGAGAGAACGAGAGAGAGAGAACGAGAGAGAGAGAGAACGA